AAUUGCUGUUUUCUUUUAGAAAUGAUUUUAAUUAAUUUUACUAUUACAGAUGUGAAUUUUGACAACGACACAUCAGAUGGAACGACGCCGACGCUAUCUAAUAGUACGAGUAUUUACGAUACAUAUGACUACUUUAUACAUCCACACUGGAAACAGUUUGGCCCAAUCCCUGACCACUGGCAUUAUAUGGUGGGGAUAUACAUAACCAUUGUAGGGAUUACCGGAAUAGUUGGAAAUUCAAUAGUCAUAUGGAUUUUCAGCACGACUAAGCAGCUAAAGACACCCUCCAAUAUGCUGAUAAUAAAUUUAGCCCUGAGCGACUUUACAUUCUCUCUAGUUAAUGGUUUCCCGUUACUAACCAUAUCAGCCUUCAAUAAAAAGUGGAUGUGGGGUGACGUAGCUUGCCAGUUUUACGGUUUUAUCGGUGGCUUGUUCGGCCUGAUGUCCAUCAAUACACUGGCUGCUAUAUCUAUUGACAGAUACAUUAAUAUAGCUUACCCUCUAACGUCUGUUAGAUUCAUGACCAAGAAAAAUGCGCUCAUGAUGAUUGGUAUAGUUUGGAUCUGGUCGCUUAUUUGGGCUGUUCCGCCUAUAUUUGGAUGGGGAGCAUAUAUACCAGAAGGCUUUCAAACGUCUUGUACAUUUGAUUACCUAACCAGAUCUGUAAACAAUCGUUCUUACAUUUUCGGUAUGUACAUUGGGGACUUUGCACUUCCGCUUGUUAUAAUUAUCGCUUGUUAUGUAUUGAUAAUACAAGCAAUCCGAAAUCAUGAAAAAGAAAUGAUAAUAAUGGCAAAGAAACUGAAAGCAGAUGAUAUUCGAAAGAACCAAGAGAAAACAAGAGCUGAAGUCAGAAUAGCAAAAAUAGCAAUGGGUAUUUUCCUUCUCUAUAUGCUAUCAUGGAGUCCUUAUGCAACUAUUGCAUUAAUUGGCCAAUUUGGACCAACGAAUUGGGUCACUCCUUUGCUUUCCGAACUUCCCGUUUUGUUAGCAAAAGCAUGUGCUAUGCACAAUCCUAUUGUUUAUGCAUUCAGUCAUCCAAAAUUUAGAGAGGCAUUGUCUAAGCGAGUCCCUUGGCUAUCGUGUUGUUUUAAACCUCCGAAGAAAUCAGUGAAAUCAACGACUGGAUCUGUCACGCGAGCACCGAAAAAACGUCAGGCUAGUCGAGUUACAAGUGCAGAUACGGCAGAACCACGUGACAGUAUCAGUGAAGCGUCUAGUUGUGUAAGCAAUCUUGAUGAUUCGGUGUUUGGUCCAUCUGUCCAAAUGAACCGAACCAUCUCAGAAAUGGUACCAAAUGGUGAUUAUGGCGAUGUUGUACGUGAACUGGUACGUGCAUUAGUAGGUGUUGCUUGUCAACAACCAUUCCUUCAACCUAUCUACAUGUCAAAUAUGUCUAGUCCGACUGGAGAAAAUGUGGGUUCUCAAAAUCAAGCUUUUACUCCGACUGGAGAAACUAUAGGUUCUCCAAAUCAAGCUUUUAGGGCAUCACAGAGCGAUAUUUCUUCAUAUUUAACCAAUUUAAUGACUGCCAGGAACCAAAGUGGAGAUGUAAAUACUGACCAAAGUAGGGCACCAAUAGCACAAAUUGACGAAGCAUUUAAACUUUUAAAAGAUGACAGCAAAACUGACCUCCUUGAAAGCAGUGCUUUAUAAUGAAUUAGUCUGAAUAACUGAAUUUCUACAUUCGAAUAAUAGAAUCAUUUAAAAGAAAACUAUAGUAGUU
Molecule: messenger RNA, 1726 nt
Organism: Mytilus trossulus (common blue mussel)
Lineage: Eukaryota; Metazoa; Mollusca; Bivalvia; Mytilida; Mytilidae
Product: rhodopsin, GQ-coupled-like
Exons: 3
Coding region: 22-1656 (544 amino acids)
Biological process (GO): phototransduction; visual perception; G protein-coupled receptor signaling pathway
Cellular component (GO): plasma membrane
Molecular function (GO): G protein-coupled photoreceptor activity
Source: RefSeq, a predicted model, not a curated record